AUGGAAGUUCAUCGGAAUGCUCAUCAUAACAUUCAGAUGAAAGAGAGCUUCCUUGUUGGAAGUGUCCUUCUUAAUUUCACUUCGAUUUUCGUAUCUUUAGGUGUGUUCCUAUUUGGAUUUGAACAAGGUCUUAUGUCGUCUUUGUUGACAAAUAAGUACUUCAAAAAAUAUUACAAAGAGCCAACUCCAUUUGAAAUUGGUAGUAUGAUCGCUAUACUUGAAAUUGGAGCCUUGUUCUCUUCAUUCAUCGCGGGUAAGAUGGGUGAUUUGUGGGGUAGGAGGAAAACCAUAAGAUAUGGUUCAUUCAUUUUCGUCGUAGGUGGGCUCAUUCAGGCAUCUUCUGUCAAUAUAAUGAAUUUGGCAUUUGGUAGAUUUAUUGGAGGUGUUGCAAUUGGCUUCUUGACUACUAUUAUACCUUGUUAUCAGUCAGAAAUCAGUCCACCAGACGAUAGAGGGUUUUACGCGUGUUUGGAGUUCACUGGUAAUAUUAUUGGUUAUGCGUCGAGUAUUUGGGUUGAUUAUGGCUUUUCUUAUAUAGAAGGUGAUCUUUCCUGGAGAUCUCCAUUGUUUGUUCAGUGUGUCAUGGGUUUUCUUUUGUUUUUGGGUUCUUUCGUGAUAGUUGAAACACCAAGAUGGUUACUCGAUCACAACCAUGAUAUAGAAGGAAUGAUUGUUAUAUCAGAUUUAUAUGCUGAUGGUGAUGUUGAAGAUGAAGCUGCAAAAAGCGAAUAUAGAAAUAUCAAAGAGAAUGUUUUAAUUGCAAGGGUUGAAGGUGGUGAGAGAUCUUACAACUAUUUAUUUAAUAAGUAUGCCAAGAGAUUGUCAGUUGCAUGUUUUUCUCAAAUGUUUGCACAAUUAAAUGGUAUCAAUAUCAUUUCAUAUUAUGCUCCCAUGAUAUUUGAGUCAGCUGGAUGGGUCGGACGACAAGCAAUUUUGAUGACUGGUAUUAAUGCCAUCAUUUAUGUAUUGAGUACUAUUCCCCCUUGGUAUUUGGUUGAUCGCUGGGGUAGAAAACCUCUAUUAUUAUCAGGGGCGUUAUUGAUGGGUAUACCCUUAUUAUUGAUAGCCUAUUCUUUACACUUGAAUAAUAAGCAUACGCCUGGUAUCGUCGUUGUGUGCGUUAUAGUUACUAAUGCAGCUUUCGGAUAUAGUUGGGGUCCAAUUCCGUGGUUGACUAGUGAGAUAUUCCCCAAUUCUGUAAGAUCCAAGGGUGCAGCAAUGUCGACAGCCACAAAUUGGCUCUUUAAUUUUAUCGUUGGUGAGAUGACCCCCAUUUUAUUAGAUCGAAUUAAAUGGAAGACUUACUUGAUUCCUGCAGCUUCUUGUUUCUUAUCUAUUUUGUGCGUUAACUUCCUUUUCCCAGAAACUAAAGGCUUGAGCUUGGAAGACAUGGGUUCGGUUUUCGAUGAUAAUUCCUCUAUUUUCUCCUUUCAUUCGCAAGGAAAUCUCGGCAAUGAUAGUGAUUCGAGGAGAGCCAGUGUUUCAGUUGAUACUUUAGGAAAUGAUGCGUUCCGUCAAUCUGCUGCAUCAAAAGCUAGAAAUCCAGCAUUGAUGAGGCCAGAGCUAGAUGGUCUUAUCACAGGCACUCCACCACCGCCAGUUCCAAUACAAUCUUUAAAGCCUAUCAAAUCAGAUGCUUCUACUACAUCUACUGAAGGUAUUCCACCAGUUGAAAACGUUUCUCCGAGAGAAAUUGAACCACCCUCAUACGACGUGAUAUACCAAUAUAAGUUAGAUGAGAUCGAAAGAGGUGGUAUUAGAAAUAUAUUCAAUUCUAUUUUCUGCAGGAAGAAGACCUCCAAAACAAUUGAUGAAGAAAGUCCUCUUUUAAACAGAAAUUAG
Molecule: messenger RNA, 1842 nt
Organism: Priceomyces carsonii
Lineage: Eukaryota; Fungi; Ascomycota; Pichiomycetes; Serinales; Debaryomycetaceae
Gene: HGT3
Product: Hgt3p
Exons: 1
Coding region: 1-1842 (613 amino acids)
Biological process (GO): carbohydrate transport; transmembrane transport
Cellular component (GO): membrane
Molecular function (GO): carbohydrate:proton symporter activity
Source: RefSeq, a predicted model, not a curated record